This is a messenger RNA of Oncorhynchus nerka (sockeye salmon), 6913 nucleotides long. RefSeq names its product vesicle-associated membrane protein 4-like. Gene Ontology annotation, biological process: vesicle-mediated transport; Golgi ribbon formation; SNARE complex assembly. The transcript has 8 exons. NCBI's taxonomy places the organism in Eukaryota, Metazoa, Chordata, Actinopteri, Salmoniformes, Salmonidae. Bases 309 to 731 code for a protein of 140 amino acids. Gene Ontology annotation, cellular component: SNARE complex; trans-Golgi network; membrane. The record is from RefSeq and is a predicted model, not a curated record.
CAGCUGAUCAGAGAGAGCAGGGAGGAUUGGGAAAAGCAUCUCUGUAGCAACCAUCCUCAGUUGGAUUUUUUUGUUGUUGUAACAUUUCUUUUAGAACGCAAAAUAGAACAUUGUGAGCCUGUAUUUAUUAACGAAGAUAAACUAAGUUUGUUUGGCGGUCUGUAUGCAAGAUUGCGAAUCUAGCAGGUAACGUUAGCAUUAGUUUGCUAGCUAAUGUUUUUUUCUACAGUGUGACUAUGAAAGUGUCUGGAUAAUAAUCUUAGCGAACGAGGGAGCCAGAGCGGGAGGAGCAACCUGAAGACGCCAUCAUGCCUCCCAAAUUCAAACGACACCUCAAUGAUGAAGAGGUCACGGGAUCCAUAUGCAGCGAGAGGAGGAACCUGCUGGAGGAAGACUCUGAUGAAGAGGAGGACUUCUUCCUGAGGGGACCAACUGGACCCAGAUUUGGAGCUGGAAGUGACAAAAUCAGACAAGUGCAGUCGCAGGUUGAUGAGGUCAUCGAUGUGAUGCAGGAGAACAUCUCCAAGGUGAUCGACAGGGGAGAGCGACUUGAGGACCUGCAGGACAAGUCAGAGAGCCUAUCAGACAACGCUUCAGCCUUUAGCACCAGAGCCAAGCAGCUGCACAGGAGGAUGUGGUGGAGAGAUAUGAAGAUGAAGGCCAUCAUAGCUCUGGUGGUGGUCGUUCUGCUACUUAUCAUCAUCAUUCCAGUGAUAUUGCGGUAUCGCUAGUGUCGCCAGGAGGAGAAAGAAUAUCUCCUCAUCUUCCUCCCAUUCUCCUGCACACAGUCCUCCACAUCAGCCAGGGGGCACCACCCAGCCUCCCAGACCCCUGCUGUGCCAGCCUGUGUGGCUCUGGGUAGAAGUUGCUCUUAACUACAGAUCUAGGAUCAGCUCACCCUCUUCCAAUGCUAACCUUUACCGUUAGGUCAGUUUUGUGUUUUCAAUCUUAAGGUCAGUGUCUACUAGAGACCACUUCAUCCUACUCUGUGAGUCCGGGCCAAGGGUGACAUAGGUAGCAUUACGUUGGCGUUACAUAAGGGUUGGUUUUGCUUUGCAAAUGACACCUUAUUUAGGGAAAAGGUUGUCAUUUGACAUGCUGCCUGUGUCUCAGUCCCCUCAUCAAACUUAAGGAGAACUCCAUUUAAUACAUGAUACAUAUCAGCUAGUCCGGUGGUCACCAAACUUUUCUGAGUCAAGAUCUCUUUUACAGUCAAAAAGCAAGCUGAGAUCUACCACUUAGAUUUUUUACAUUACUUAAAAAAUGUAACAUUAACUCAAUAGUUGUGUAGGAAUGAGGUUCUGGCAGCAGGUCUAAUACAUUCUCACAGCAUAUUGGCUAUAUGCCUGGACUGCCAAUAUUGCUCUUCUCAGACCAAAUUAUUUUUCACAACUUGAGCUUUGAUAACAAAAUAGAUCAGUUGAUGUAGCACUUGCAAGGACAUUUAACAUCUCCUGACUUCUGCACACAGCCUACAAGCCAUUUAAAAUGUCUAAUACAUCCAUAUAAUAUAGCCUACACCUCCACAAUAAAUCCAUUAAUUAUUUUAGACAGAUUUAAAGAAGCAUGAUAUGAAGAAAUUGUAUUAUAUUUCAGAAUAAAAGAAUAGCAUACUCCUGAUGUGUCUGACAAAUAGCUGUUGGCUACACUAGUUCAUUUAGCAGACAAGAUUCGCUUAUAAUUCCGUGGUGUUAUAUUAUUUUAUAGUAUGAAGAAUACAAUUUAACAAAACUGAAUAAAAUUAUACAUAUUUUCUCCAAAUGAUUUGAGGGAGUGCGCACAUGCGGCUGUUCUGUGUUGAGCGUUAACAAAGAAAUAGGUACUCCUAUAUGCUUAAUUUAGAGUUAUUAAUGUAACUUGUUCUACAAACAUUGGGCUGGCUUUAUGUUUAGAUUUUUAAUACAUGGUAAGGCCGCAUGAUGCAACUUUAAAUCUCUGCUUUGUUUUUUUGCGCAGGCUGAACACACUCUCUCAUUCACAAUUUGACAAGCGAUUUGACAAUGCCUAGAAGUUCAUGGCGGCAUCCCCCUUGUGGCCGUAAUGCAUCCUAUAAAAACCCAUUCCUUUUGCGGCCGGGAGUGCUGCAUUGUGCCCUUCUCCCUGAGUCUGCUGCGCAAUCCGAAACGUCUCUCUCACACGGCUCUGACACACCAGAGACGCAAUUGUGCGUGUCCUUAUCCAAUUACGAAGUGCAUAUUGAAGAUAUUGGAAGAACUGUCCACAUUUUCUUUUCAUCAGCCAACAAGAUGAGUAAGCCUAACGAAAAGCACUAGCAUAUGUCAAUGUACUAUCCCCCAUAGUACAAAAGCCGACCUAUUCUAUGCGAGAAAUGAAUAUUCCAAGCGAGAAAUGAAUAUUCCAAGCAUAGUCUGGGACAGUUGUGGGAUGCGAUAGAUCCUAUUUAAUAUAACCACUAGCAUAAAAAAAAACUGUUUUAUGCAAUGUGGCUGACGCAACAGAUCAGAACAUAUAGCUUAAAAUGUUAAUAAACUAUUAGGCAAUUUUUUUCCACAUUAUAACCGCAGCAAUGCGCACAUGGUAGUAGGCAAUAAGCGCAAAUGUUCCAUUAGCGGGAAACAAUAUUAUCAAAAGUGACCGCAAAUGCAAAUAUACAUGUAAUGCUUUUACUAUAAAGGUGCAUUUUAAUUGUGAAAAUGAUCUUCCCCAAACUGGAAACUCACGCGCUGCUUGUAAAUGCCAGUUAGGCUCUACACCCCUUGUAAAGGUGAUUAAUAUGUUUAAUUUUAAGUUAUUUGACCACUUUAGUUGUGAUACAAACCGUAUUAAAACAUAUAGGCCUAUUGGCUAGACUACUACACGAGGUGUGCGAAUAUGAUUGAACAAGUCGCAACAAAAAAAAGUAUUUGUUUCUUAUGCUGGGCAUCAUUUACAAGUGAUACUAUAUCAUUCACACGUGAUAAGCUAAUAUUGUCACCCAUCAGACUAUUCUUGAUUUAAUCUUGUCUUUACAUAUACUAAAUAAUAUAUGUGUGACAUUUGUUUUGAUUUAGAAUGGACCAUUAUCAUGCACCUGUAUUGAAACGGGGCAGCAGGAAAAAAUACGUGUCAUGUCACGCAAUUGCAUUGCCUAUAGAAAUGUUGCGUAACAUGAGCUCAUGGGCUCUCAUGAAGUGUUAGAUUAGAUCUUUGAAUAUAUUUGCAUUGAUGUUAAAGUGAUUAGAGGGACAAUAGAGUGCUGAGGACCUGGUAGUUAUCAAGUUUGGUAGGCUACUAAUGACCAUCAGCAGCUUCAGAACUUGGAGAAGCCUAAUUACCGUGACUAAACGGUCAUGUGGAAUUUGACAGCCUUCAUGACAUACGGUCACCGCAACAGCCCUAGGCACAGUUGAGCAUAUAUUUUAGAAUUUGCUUUAUUAUUUUACUGGACGUAUGGUACCUGCAUCUGAUGGCCAUGGUGCUUUCACGACAACUGGGAACUCGGAAAAAUCGAGGUCAAAUCAUGUUGUCAGUGAAUUUCAGGUCGGAAUGUCGGAGCACUGAAAGAUGCUGGAGUUACAGAGUUGGAUUACCGUUCAAAACGAUUUCCCCCAGUUGGAUCUCGUUUUUUUCCGAGUUCCGACUUCAGUGUGUUCAAGACAACUGGGAAGUCUGAGAUUUCAGUUCUUUUGAAAAAACGGUAUUGGUCUCAAGGGAGGGAGAGAGCAGCAGAGGGUCUGCCUCUCACGGUUCCUGCUCUCUCCUUUCCUCAGACCAGAGAGAGGGGACAUACUCUUUCAACUGAUGGCGAAACUCAAGUUGCACCGCAUCUGCCUCAGGCACAUAUUCUUGUUGUUCCUAUGACCAAAGAAAGUUAAAUACUCCUCGAUAUUAAAAUAUACACUGUGAGCUGCUAAUAAUAAUAAAACGCAGGGCUAUCGAUACAUUUGGCUACUCAUUCAUUGCAGCUGCAGUGUGAGUGGAAGAGGAGAGAAGAGUGUUUAAUGUUUUGUUAUAGUUUUGAAUUAAAACAGUGUUGACAGUGCUGAAUAAAACUUAGACAUGAACUCACUCAUAAAAACAGCAGUUCUUUGCUGUAUUCUUUGACCGUCUCUCUCUGGACAUGGUUUUAAAAGUUAUGAAAUCUAGGGCCUCUCGAGUAACGCAGCUGUCUAAGGCACCGCAUCGCAGUGCUAGAGGCGUCACUACAGAUCCGGGUUCGAUCACAACCGGCUGUGAUUGGGAGUCACAUAGGGCGGCGCACAAUUGGCCCAGCUUCGUCCUGGUUAGGGGAGGGUUUGACUGGGAGGCGCUUUACUUGGCUCAUCGCGCUCUAAGGACUCCUUGUGGCAGGCCGGGUGCCUGCAGGCUGACCUCAGUCAUCAGGUGAACGGUGUUUCCUCCGACACAUUGGUGCAGCUGGCUUUCGGGUUAAGCGGGCGGGUGUCAAGAAGCGUGGUUUGGCGGGUCAUGUUUCGGAAGACGCAUGACUCGACCUUCGCCUCCCGAGCCCGUUGGGGAGUUGCAGCGAUGAGACAAGAUCGAAAUUGGGGAGAAGAAAGGGGGUAAAAUACACACAAAAAAAGGUAUGAAAUCUCACAUAGGCUAGUAUUAAACUUUGCUGUGGGCGGGGUCGUGAAAGCUGUAGGUAGGCACGGUGAUUUGAGCUAUCUGAUUGGCCAGCACAGUAGGCACGCUCUAUUUAACCACAUAUCUCCCGGUCCACCAGGUAGGCAGAGUUUGUAUUUUCAGACAAACAAGACAAGGCUUCUGUAUGAAGUGCAUCUACCACCAACAGCGCAACACGGGGGGAAGAAGGAGUGCAAGUGAUUUGCCUUUAUCGUUGGCUUUUCAACAGAAAUGUUGGUGAUCGUUUAGGAAUGCCUUGAAGAUCGACCAGCGAUCGACCGAUUGGUGACCUUUGCCAGUAAGGUUACAUUUCGUAUCAUAUACUGUAGUCAGACGUAUUAUUAUUAUUAUUAUUAUAGUCAACUUAUUAUUAUAGUCAACUUAUUAUAAUUAUUUAUUAUUAUAGUCAGAUGUAGUAGUAUUAUUAUAGUCGGAUGUAGUAGUAUUAUUAUAGUCAGAUGUAGUAGUAUUAUUAUAGUCAGAUGUAGUAGUAUUAUUAUAGUCAGAUGUAGUAGUAUUAUUAUAGUCAGAUGUAGUAGUAUUAUUAUAGUCAGACAUAUUAUUGUUAGUCAGACUUUUAGUCAAUCUGUCUGCGGUUGUCUAUCAACAGCUUAGAAACAUGUCAUACAGGACUUGUAGCACACCAAAAUAUUUGAAGAUAAAGAAAGUAACCCCCACUACCACCCCCUCGUCCAUUCUCACACGUUUAAAAUGCUUUCAAGCCAGAACUGAAAAUGAAGUAAUGGAUGUAUCUCAAUACUCUACAGUGGCCUCCUUUACUUGUCUCCUUCUUUCCUUUUCUACACCCAGCUUGAUCCGACACUAGUAGGAUAGGUUCUAGCCAGUGAGAGGAAGCCACUGUGAAGUAUUGAACUAGGCUUGGGCGGUAUCCAGAUUGUCCUACCUUCAUACAAACCUUAAGCCAUACCAGCAUAUUCGAUAAUACCGCCACCCAAGGAGCGCUAUUUUCAAACCCAACUCUGCCUCUGUAAUCCGAAGGUUAGCAAUGCAAGUACAUGUAAAAACCCAUAUAGAAUGCUAACUAAAUACUAAAGUUGUACAAAUAACUAAAAAAUGCUAGUCACAGUUUGUUGCACGCACAAAACAAAUCUUAGCAAGGAUCUUGAUCCAGGAAGGGAUUUUCUGCUGUUACCAAGCAAAGCUUUAUUUUGGAAGAAGUUAACCACUUAGCUCACUAACUAGCUACUAAAUUAGCAAACCAAAGCAUUUGCCACAUUUUAGACCGUUAACUUAAUAGUUAUAAGAUAUCUCGCUGGCAAACAUUUAGUUGUAAAUGACAUGCUGUAACUAGAUCACCUGGUUGUGCUGAACAACAGUGAGUGACUCACAAGGCUCUGUUCUCUCGUCAUUGUGUCACCAUGUGGCUAGGGACGACCGAAAAGCUUCAUCAUGAAAAAUAUUAUGUGACAGGUGAAAUGAAGAUCACAUUUGUCUUUAUCUCCUAAUGUAUUGCACAAGUUGACUUGAGGGAUUUACUUAAAAAGUAGCUACAGAUAUUCACAUGUAUUUAUUUUUAAUUAAAAUAAAUAGUAUUGACAGUAUUGACCAACCAUCCCGUGGCUAUUUCCAAAUAACACAUUAGAUGGUAUACCAGGCCUAACUGGGACACAGUGUGUCCUACUGACCUAGUACGGCACACUAGGUCAUAAAUGUGGAAUACACAUUUUGGUUGAAUGCAUUGAGUUGUGCAACUGACUAGGUAUCCCCUUUCCCUGUGGUACUGCUUGGCCACUUGAUCUAAUUUCCCAUUGGUAAUGCUAGGUUAGUUGUCUAUCUCUAGAUGGUUGAAUUCUAUUGUGUAUGUUUUCUGUGAUAUUGAGUUCUGCUGGAAGGUCAUCAUGAAGCUUAUGAAUGUCUGCUGCUAUUCCCAUUAACCCUGAGGAGCUAAGGGACAGACACUGUUCAUUCCACUGCAUCUGCUGGAGGUCAUAAGCUGUCUAGUACCACUGUGUGUGUGUGUGUGGGAGAGAUUUGGGUGACCCAUACAUUCUGAGGGGGUUGGGACUUGGGUGGCAUAAUUUGUUUUAAUUUGAAUGGUAUUAGUUUGUAUUGUUAUGUGUCUGGAAGAGUGCUGGUUAAUGAGUUACAAUGACUCUAUGGGCUGUGAAACACACACAGACUGGGGUGUAACACUGCCUAGUGUGAUGACACCACAGCGUCUUGCAUAUCUGUACAAUACAAUAACCCCGACAUCUUCAUUCCUUUUGUUUUUUAAUGUAAUUUAUUUGAGGUGUAAAUAUUGAUCUGUAAUGGUGUACUAUACUCUGGCAUUGACCAACUGAACUACUGUAAUGUUUCUCUGAGCUAAUAAAAUUAUUUUAAAGGA